AUGCGUAGAAGUGAAAUUAAAGACGGUGAUGCAGAAGCGGCAUUGGCUUAUUUGUGUGGAAAGGCAGAAAUGGAUUCUUCAUUUUUUUAUAAAUUCAACAUUGAUGAAGAAAGUCGACUAGCAAAUUUGUUUUGGGCUGAUUCAACUGCUCGAAUGGAUUAUGCGUGUUUUGGAGAUGUCCUAGCAUUUGACACAACCUAUAGGACAAAUGCCUAUAAAAAGCCUCUAGUAGUGUUGGUCGGUGUUAAUCAUCACCACCAAACUGUUGUAUUUGGUUGUGCGUUAUUGAUAGAUGAAAGUGUUGGGACAUAUGAAUGGGUGUUGGAGACAUUUCUUGAGGCAAUGAUGAAUAAGAAACCCAUAUCUGUUGUAACCGAUGGGGAUAAAGCUAUGCGUAAGGCAAUUAAAAAGUAUUACCCGAUACGUGUCAUCGAUUGUGUUCAUGGCAUUUGCAACGAAAUGCAUUCACGAAUGUGCAUAUUAAGGACUUCUCAAGCAUAUUUGCAAGGUGCAUGUUCAUGCGUGGGAAUGAAGAAGAAUUUGAAAAGGUUUGGCAUGAAAUGGUUGCAAAUUUGGGACUUAAUGAGAAUCGUUGGGUGA
Vitis riparia (riverbank grape) is the source of this 600-nucleotide messenger RNA. Its product is annotated as protein FAR1-RELATED SEQUENCE 3-like. Gene Ontology annotation, biological process: regulation of DNA-templated transcription. NCBI's taxonomy places the organism in Eukaryota, Viridiplantae, Streptophyta, Magnoliopsida, Vitales, Vitaceae. The transcript has a single exon. The record is from RefSeq and is a predicted model, not a curated record. The coding region runs from base 1 to 600 and encodes 199 amino acids.